AUGGACCACGUACCUCGGUGGUUGAGGGGCUCCGAUAUGGCCGCGAGGAGCAUCCGCGGCAUGGGCUGCCAUAUCGCGGCACUGUCGUGGCUGCGACCUAUUGCCCGCUCCUCAACCUCACUAGCCCCCGGUUCUCUCGACAGCCUCAAGGCCAGGUUCACUGAUGCUGUCGCGCGUGUCGCGCUUGCUCAACCCCAUUUGCACGUCGGUAUCGCGGGCGAGAACACGGCCAAGCCAACCUUUGUCCGCUUCGAGGCACUUGAUCUCCGGAAUCACAUUAACUGGAAGGCCUUUAAUGAUGCCUUUCCCUACCUCGAAGAGUUGCAAUUGCAGCUUGACUCCAGGUACGACAAUCUCGCCACACAGCCUGGCUGGAGGGUUGUCAUCUUGCACGACGCUGGAGCCGAGUCCAUUGAGGUCUUGUACGUCUGGAACCAUCCGCAUCACGACGGCAUGAGCGGCAAGAUAUUCCACCAGCAGCUGUUCCAGCAUUUGAACAACAAGGAAAAUCUCAGCGAGCCCCCAGCAUACCAGCUCCAAGACGACUCGGGGUGCUUGAUCGUCAAGCUUCCCGACUCUUCUGAGAAGUUCCCACCUCCCCCCGAACCAUUCCCCAUGACCACUCCAUUUUUGUUCAAGAAGCUGUGGAAAGAAGUGAAACCAUACUCCAUUUUUCCACCCACAAGCCUCCAUGCCACGUGGGCCCCAGUGAAGCUGGAGCCCUUCACAACCCGGUUUCAGUCCCUCUCCAUUGACAAUGACACCGUCGUAAACGUUGUAGCUUCUUGUCGUCGCCAUCAAACGACCGUCACUGGCCUUCUCCACGCCCUUGUCCUACUGUCUCUUUCAUCAGAACUUAGGGAUAUGAAGGGCUUUGCGGCCAGGACACCGUAUGAUCUACGGAAUUAUCUACCAUCUCAUACCAAAGAGUACCCUUGGCUAGUGCCAAAGGAGACCAUCUGCAACUAUGUUUCUGUCCUGGACCACAAGUUUCACCCCGACCUUGUUGCAAAAAUCCGAGCCGAGUUCUCUCCCGAUCGCGUCGCAGCAGGAGAGCCUCUGCCCGCUGACAUAAUGCACACCGUCUGGUCUGUUGCGGCUCGCGUCAGGCAAGAAAUCAAAGACAGGCUGGACUCUGGCAUAAUGAACGAUAUGAUUGGCAUCAUGAAGUUUGCAGGAGAUUGGCGACCCCAGCAGGAGAGCGAGGCCUGGAAACCGAGAUACCUGUCCUGGCUCGUCACCAACCUGGGCGUUCUAGAAGGGGUACUUGGCAAAGCCGAGAAUAAGAGACAGGGAGAUGAUUGGACUAUACAUCGGGCCCAGCUAUUUUUGAGCACCGAAAUUCCGUCUGCCGCGCUUUCCGCCGCUGUUUCAACAAUAAAGGAUGGGCAGAUGGAUAUCACGUGCAGCUGGCAGGACUGCGUGGUUGACCCGGAUCUUGGUGCGAAUCUAAUGAAUAACCUCAACCGAUGGUUGACAGAGAUUGGAUCACCAACCUAA
This is a messenger RNA of Clonostachys rhizophaga, 1500 nucleotides long. The record is from the annotation of a GenBank genome assembly. Lineage: Eukaryota; Fungi; Ascomycota; Sordariomycetes; Hypocreales; Bionectriaceae.